This is a messenger RNA of Diabrotica virgifera virgifera (western corn rootworm), 1896 nucleotides long. Its product is annotated as sortilin-related receptor-like. Gene Ontology annotation, molecular function: protein binding. Lineage: Eukaryota; Metazoa; Arthropoda; Insecta; Coleoptera; Chrysomelidae. The record is from RefSeq and is a predicted model, not a curated record. The transcript is spliced from 5 exons. Bases 106 to 612 code for a protein of 168 amino acids.
AUUAAAGUUCAGGUUGCGCUAUUAUUCAUUCUUUGUUUAUUGCUAGUACUCUUUUAUUAUAUUAGUGGUAGACCAGUAACUUAUAGUUUUAUUUUUAUUUUCAGUAUGUUAAUUGUGUUUUUUGUGAUUUCAACGUUAUUAAAUGCAGUCAUUUCAACGAAUUAUUAUGAUUGUCCUCAGCAUCAGUUUACAUGCACAAAUUCAAAAUGUGUAGAUUUUCAACAAAGAUGUGAUGGUUCCGACAAUUGUGGAGAUGGAUCGGAUGAACUGAAUUGCGAUCAUAAAUGUGUUGAACAUUUUUUCAAUUGUCGAAAUGGGAGAUGUAUAAGCGAAGCAUUCCUGUGUGAUGGUGAAAAUGAUUGUAAUAACUUUUUGGAUGAGAGAGACUGUAAGGAUCAAACGAUAACUGUCGCAGCUGAUCAGUGUGGAGAUGGUAAUUGGCAGUGUACCGAUAGAUUGUGUAUUCCAAAUGACUGGGUCUGCAAUGGCGUACCUGAAUGUUUCGAUGGAUCAGAUGAAACUACUGGAUGUAGCAGCAAUACCGUAUGUGAAGAAUUUAAAUGUAAAAAUGGUCAUUGCAUACCAAAUGAAUGGCAUUGCGAUGGUCCCUAACAACACACAACAUUCCAGGAAUGUACUACCAAAGUUCUAUCAAUAUUUGAAUGUCCUGGACAUUUAGGGAACAUUCGGUGAACAUCUGUUUAAAUUAUUCCUGGAAUGUUACCAUAAGACAUUCUGUGAACAUACUACCAAUGUUCCUAUAUUUUAAGUUGCGAAAUAAUACAUACGUGUAAGAGAUACAACAUUACUUAUAACAUACCAGACAAACUAAGUGACAUUUUAGGCCUACAGUGCAAUAAUAUGUCAAAUUUAAAGAGUUUCCCAAGAUUAUAAACAUACAAAUGUAAUAAAAAUUAUUGUUCGCGAAUAUUCAAUUUGGAAUGCGAUUUUGUUAAUAAAAAAAAUACUUAUAACUUAUGCAAAACCCAAGAGAGGCAUUUAUAUUUAUUUCUUUUGCGUUCAUUUUCAAAUUCGCCGUGCAUAUAUUUUUGUGCAUGGCGCUUGAGAGGGCAUCACGUGACUAAAAACGACCAACCAACGACCUCGCUUCGGCCAUCUUGGCAUCUUCAUCUUGGCGACCUUGCCUUGCCGUGGAUUGUUUUUAGUUGUAUGUAUUAUUUGUGCUUUUUAAGAAUAUUUUUUUAAUUCGGAUACUUUUAUAAUAGCUUUAAUAGUAUUAUUAACAUAGUGCAUAAAAUGGUGUCCUGUUUUUAACGCAGUUGGAGUAGCAGAAACAAAUGUAGAUAAAAAAAUCUGCAGGAAUAACGUUUCAAUUAUGACAGAAGCUCAAAACAAAUGACUGUGAAUGAAAAGCCCUAUUAAAAGCUUUCCAGAAGAUCCUGCGAAGAAGACAUGAAGUAUAGAUCAGAUUUGUUAAUAGAGGAGUAUGUUCAAAACACUUUUUAGAAAAAGAUAUUGACAGAACUUCACUUUCAUCUGUUCGUUUGAGAGACUGUGCUGUUCCAAUAGCUUAUGUCACACAGAAUCAGCUGAGAGAAGUGGUCUACAAAAAACCAGAAAGGAAACGGAAUAUGUGGCUACGAAAAGCAAAAGAAAGGUUUACAAAGCAAAUGUGACACAUUUUUUUAUAAUAUUUAGGAAUGUCAGCAAAUUACAUUAAAAAAUGUAUGUAAAGAUUUUUUGCAAUAAAAAUGUUUAUAUUUAUCAAGGAUGUAUUAUUUGGUAUGGCCAUAUAUCGUCAGUGAUGUGACAGUACCUCCUAUCUGUUUUUUUCAAGAGAUUUGUAAGAUAGACUAAAAACUUGUUUCGGCCACCUCCUGUUUUCAUAUAUUUUUUGACUUGUUUUGCAGUAAAUUCAACUAUCUAUUUACUACA